Messenger RNA from Phoenix dactylifera (date palm), 1547 nucleotides. RefSeq names its product chloroplast RNA-binding protein 33 (gene CP33). Lineage: Eukaryota; Viridiplantae; Streptophyta; Magnoliopsida; Arecales; Arecaceae. Gene Ontology annotation, molecular function: mRNA binding. The record is from RefSeq and is a predicted model, not a curated record. Gene Ontology annotation, cellular component: chloroplast thylakoid membrane. Gene Ontology annotation, biological process: chloroplast rRNA processing.
GGAAUUUCUGGCCGCCCAGAGCUGAGCUACCUUUGGUUUGGUCGGUAAGGUUACCUCUCACAAGUUCACCGUAGUGAGCCAGCGAGAGUUACCUAGGUGGAGUAGCUCCUCCUCAGGAUAAGAUACCGUAUCCAGGCGAGCCGCAGGACGGUAUAACGAAGUCGGCAACCAGUUUGCCUUCCUCCGACGAUGGCCGCCGCCGCUACUUUCCGCUCUCUACUCCACGGCAUCCCGUCCUUUCCCUGCCGCUCUCCCGCCGUCGCCACUAUCCUUCCCGAAACCAAACUUAUCCCGGUAAAACCACCCCUCAGAGCCAUCCUCCGCCUCCCUCUCCUCUCCCAGCACCGCCUCCUCCGCGGCGCCGCCGCCGCCUCCGCCGCUGCCGCGUACACCGACACUGACGGCUACGAACCGGACGCCGGUGAUGAAGUGGAAGAAGGCGAAGACGAGGAGCAGCAGCAGCAGCAGCAGCCGCUCGCGACCAAGUCAGUGCGACCCCGGGACGCGGCGCGGCUGUACGUCGGCAACCUCCCAUUCUCCAUGACCCCCACCCAGCUCGCCGAGGUCUUCGGCCAGGCUGGCACCGUCGAGACCGUCGAGGUAAUCUAUGAUCGCGUCACCGACCGGAGCCGGGGCUUCGCCUUCGUCACCAUGGGCAGCGUCGAGGAAGCCAAUGAAGCCAUCCGGAUGUUCGAUGGAUCUCAAGUGGGGGGCAGGAUAGUGAAGGUAAACUUCCCGGAGGUGCCGAGAGGAGGAGAGAGGGAGGUGAUGGGGCCGAGGAUGAGGACCCGGGGGUACAUUGAUAGCCCUCACAAGAUCUAUGCUGGCAAUCUUGGAUGGACCGUCACCUCCGAGGAUCUGAGAAAUGCGUUUGCUGCGCAGCCUGGCAUACUUGGUGCCAAGGUCAUCUUCGAGCGCGAUACCGGCAGGUCCAGGGGAUUCGGCUUCGUCUCCUUCGCAUCUGCCAAGGAGGCCCAGGCUGCCAUGGAAACCAUGAAUGGAGUGGAGGUCGAAGGGCGGCCUCUGCGAUUGAGUCCGGCAGCGAGGACUCCGGCCGCCAGUCCUUCACAGGACUCUGGAGUAGAGGUUGACUCUCAAGAAGCCUCAUCAGCUUCAUUGGAGGUGUCUGGGAAAGAAGAAAGCUCAGUGCAGUCUAGUGUUAGCUACUGAAGAACGGUUGGAUGAGUAGGGAUCUAUGAUGCUUCAAUGCAGUUCUACAAGAUCAUGGGGUGAUUUGGAGGGUAUGGUGGUGUGUUGUGGGUGAAAAAUUUACAGAACAUCAUGAACUUCUGAUCAAAAAUGGAAAGGUCUGCAAUAACUUAAACAAUGUUUCUGGUCAUUAUGUCUUGAAGAUAAUUUCGUAUUCAAAGGCCUUGGGAUGUUGGAAAUUGACUAGGAAAAUGUCUUUUACUUUCUAAACUUAGUUAAUUCUGUUGCAGUAUGGGAUUGCCAGUUUUGGUUUGGGUUAGUUGGACUUGAAGAGUCUGUAAUUUAAUUUCUGUGGAAGCUUGCUGCUGAUCAAUAAAAAUAUUGCCCUUUUUCCUGCA